Messenger RNA from Talpa occidentalis (Iberian mole), 2795 nucleotides. RefSeq names its product doublesex and mab-3 related transcription factor 1 (gene DMRT1). NCBI's taxonomy places the organism in Eukaryota, Metazoa, Chordata, Mammalia, Eulipotyphla, Talpidae. The record is from RefSeq and is a predicted model, not a curated record. Gene Ontology annotation, biological process: regulation of transcription by RNA polymerase II; sex differentiation. Bases 369 to 1520 code for a protein of 383 amino acids. The transcript is spliced from 6 exons. Gene Ontology annotation, cellular component: nucleus. Gene Ontology annotation, molecular function: DNA-binding transcription factor activity, RNA polymerase II-specific; RNA polymerase II cis-regulatory region sequence-specific DNA binding.
CCUCCGAGGUGUUUGCAGCCGGUGCAAACUUGCACACUGCUGGAGUGCCCACACCAGAGUUGGGGGUCGGUGGGCGUGUCCGAGCUCCCUGCAGCCCUCUCCCGCCUAGGCAGUCCCGGGAACAUUCUGAAAAGUAUCCAAAUUUCUGCGACGCGCGCGCGCGCGCCAAAAGAGAAAAAGGCACAACCCCCCACCACUCUGGGCGUUGCGUGUCGGGACUUUGCCACUCGUGCUGCACCUCCAGCAGCGGCGCACACGCCUUCUGCGCCUCCUCCCAGAGAGCCUCGCCGUCGGUUGGGCACUUGCCUUGCACCCUCUCCAGAUCGGAGAGGUGACCUGAGAGCUCUUGCUCCUCUCUUUGGGGCAUCAUGCCCAACGACGACGCAUUCAGCAAGCCCUCGGCCCCGUCGGAAGCUCAGCACGCCCCGGGGGCACCGCCGCAGGGCAAGGCCGGGGGCUUUGGUAAAGCAGCUGGGGCGCUGCUGGCGACCUCCGGCGGCACUGGGGCCGGGGGCGGCAGCGGCUCCGGUACUGGGGCGUCGGGCAUGGGCGCCGCGAGCAAGAAGUCCCCGCGGCUGCCCAAGUGCGCGCGUUGCAGGAACCACGGCUACGCGUCGCCCCUCAAGGGCCACAAGCGUUUCUGCAUGUGGCGGGACUGCCAGUGCAAGAAGUGCAACCUGAUCGCCGAGAGACAGCGUGUGAUGGCCGCGCAGGUGGCUCUGAGAAGGCAGCAGGCCCAGGAGGAAGAGUUGGGGAUCAGCCACCCCAUCCCACUGCCCAGUGCGGCUGAGCUGCUAGUCAAGAGAGAGAACAAUGGCAGCAACCCGUGCCUGAUUGAGAAUAGCAGCUCCUCUCAGCCGCCUCCGGCCAGUACCCCCACCACUGCUGCUUCAGAGGGACGCAUGGUCAUCCAGGAUAUUCCUGCUGUCACCACCAGAGGGCACAUGGAGAACACAGCUGAUCUGGUUUCAGACUCCACCUACUACAGCAGCUUCUACCAGCCAUCUCUGUUCCCUUACUACAACAAUCUGUACAACUACCCGCAGUACUCCAUGGCCUUGGCUGCUGAUUCUUCUUCUGGGGAUGUGGGAACCCCCCUCGGGGGAUCCCCUGUGAAGAAUAGCCUUCGGAGCCUUCCAACACCUUAUGUGCCUGGUCAGUCAGGAAACCAGUGGCAGGUCUCUCACCCACAUCUGUGUCACCCAGUCCACGAUCAAAAGAUGAAAAACUCGGAGAACCGUCAUGCGGUGAGUUCGCAGUACAGGAUGCAUUCUUACUACCCGCCUCCCUCCUACCUGGGCCAGAGCGUGUCCCAGAUCUUCACUUUCGAGGAUGGGCCUUCCUACGCAGAAGCCAAAGCGAGUGUAUUCUCACCGCCCAGCAGUCAAGAUUCUGGCUUGGUUUCCCUCUCCAGCAGCUCUCCCAUUAGUAACGAGAGCACAAAGGGAGUGCUCGAAUGUGAGUCUGCGUCGGAGCCCAGCAGCUUCGCGGUCACUCCCGUCAUCGAGGAGGAUGAGUAAGCGGCGCCAGCCCUUUGCCUGUGGCCGUUCGCUUGGGAUAGCGGGCUUAUUCCACGGAUACGGAUGCACGGGGCUUGUUCAUGCUUUGCCUUGAUUCAUGCCAAGUUAACUGUUGAGAGCGUGUUUGGUUUGUAUUUCUUCGAGUUUAUUUAGCCCAGAGGCUAAAACACAUUUGUAAUAGCCUAGGAUCCCUGACUACCAUCUACAAGAAUUAAGUGCUUUGCUCAUGGAGUUAAAUAGCAGUGCUCCCCACCCCCAUUUUUUUUUGAAUGACACUUGUUUACGUGUCGUUUUCAGGAAAUAACAAAAAUUCACUCGAGUAAAGCAGUCAGUACAUUUGCAUCUAAAUGAGUCAUAAUUAGGUACUACUUUUAGUUUUAAAAUGAAAUCCUAGGUGCCUUAGAUUUUUAAAAAGUAUUUUAAUUAAAGUGCAAAAAAUAUAAAUUUAACCAAAAAUCUUACCAGUGAGAAGAAAAGAUGAAACCAUUUGUGAACCGUUGAGAAAUCUGCAGAAGGUCAGAGUAGGUGGAAAUAUACUAUGUGCUGCUGUUGGAAAGGUUACCCAGCUCCACCCCCCCACCCCUCCCCAAUCUAAAACAUGACUGAACUAUGUGGUAGUCAGGGGGGAAAAAAAUGAAAAGCCCUUAAGAUUGCUACCUUUUCUGUUAGGGGUAAUUUGAAAACUACAGUUGAAAGCAACCCUAGUGAUGCCGAGUUCCUGGGUGGUGUUUCUAGAAUAAUAUAAGAGUUUAUCAUACAUAUUCUUUUCUACUACAGGGGGAAAAUGGAUGCAAUCUAGACUAUUUUGUAACCUUAGGUUGUAAUCUGAUUUGAAAAUAAGUACAUCUUUAAAAGUUACUACAGACUUCUGAGUUCAUUAUUUUGUUAAAAAUUGCUUAUGGAGGACUUGCUUAUGUAACAGAAAGCAUCCUGAAAUGAAACUAGUCUAAAAAAAAUUCAUUGUUCUGUGUAGUUGCAGCUGUACCUGAAAUAAAAAUGUUAUUGAUGACUGAAUUUUCUUGUGUGUAUAUUUGGUGAGCGGUAUUAAACAGGAAAAAAGAAAUUACUUGUAUUUUCUUCGCUCUGUGCUUUGAAAACAUCUAUUUGAUUUUACCCCCAUCUGUUGUAAUCAAUAACCUGACCAUCUUGUUUUUUAUUAAAUGCACUUACUCUUAAUUUCAUCCACCAGUGGUUUUAGAGAGAAUAAUGUGGAGUUACCUAUAUAGGUUUGACAUUAUAAAUCACUUCUUGGGGCUGAAUCGUAUAGCGGUAUCG